AUGGUUUUGAAUAGAGUUGGAUUGGACGUCUUUGGUGCUGGAACUGAUACAACACAUUCAGUUAUGGAAUGGGGAAUGUCAGAACUUCUAAAGAAUCCUGAAAUCUUGCAGAAAUUGCAGGCUGAGGUAAGAGAAGUGACUCAAGGAAAACCAGAAAUAACUCGAGAUGAUAUGGAGAAAAUGCAGUACUUAAAAGCAGUGAUUAAAGAAACUCUACGACUUCAUACUCCAGUUCCAUUAUUGGUUCCUCGAGAAUCAAUUCAAGACGUCAAAGUAAUGGGGUAUGAUAUACCAAAGAGCACACAAGUAUUUGUGAAUGCUUGGGCAAUUGCAAGAGAUCCCAUGUUAUGGGAGAACCCUGAGGAGUUUCGACCUGAGAGGUUUUUGGAUUCCAGUUUAGACUUUCGUGGUUUGAAUUUUGAGUUAAUUCCGUUUGGUGCUGGACGAAGAAUUUGCCCGGGUAUCUACUUUGCCAUAUCAGUAAAUGAACUUGCAUUGGCAAAACUGGUCAACAAAUUUAACUUUACAUUACCUGAUGGAAUCAAACCAAACGAUUUGGAUAUGACUGAAGCACCUGGUGUCACGAUCCACAGAAAACUUCCUCUGCAUGCCAUUGCCACACCAUAUUCCUUCUAAUGUCUUUGUUUAUGAUGUUUUCAUCUUUACUUGUUUUGUUUCAUUUCUAGUGAAGUUCUUGCAAGUAAUUUAUGGUAAUGGGUUCUUGUUUGCAAAAGUUUAAAUUGAUAAUGCUAAUUAAGGUAUAUCUAGUUCACUGAUAAUGUUAGAAUUUUGUAGUGCCUCAACCCCUCUCUUGGGUGUGCUUAUCGUGGGUUCAAUCAUAUGUAUAUUACCGUUCUUAUA
Molecule: messenger RNA, 861 nt
Organism: Coffea eugenioides
Lineage: Eukaryota; Viridiplantae; Streptophyta; Magnoliopsida; Gentianales; Rubiaceae
Product: cytochrome P450 71A2-like
Exons: 2
Coding region: 1-636 (211 amino acids)
Molecular function (GO): iron ion binding; heme binding; monooxygenase activity
Source: RefSeq, a predicted model, not a curated record